CACCCUGCUGUCGCUCGGGCCAAUCAGCUUUCGGCCUGGAGGGUUUAACUCCUAUUUAAAAUGAAAAGCCUUUGAUUCCUAACGGUUGGUCGGUGCGGAGCAGUCGGCGCCCAGGUGGCGGAGGAAGGGGUCCGCCGGCAUCAUGGAAAGAUCCAAGGAAAACUGCAUUUCUGGGCCUAUUAAGGCUCCCCUGCUUGGUGACGGCCCCAAGCGUGUCCCAGUGACACAGCAUCCCAUCUCUGUGAGCAGUGGCCAGGCUGAGCGUGUCCUGUGUCCUUCAAACUCCUCCCAGCGGGUCCCUGCGCAGGCGCAGCGGCUCAUGGCCACCCAGAAGCCUGUGCAGAAGCUGAAGCAAGCUCCGACGCAGGCCGCCCUCGCGCCUCGCCCUGUCUCCAAGCCGCCGAGUAGCACCCCGAAGAGUGAGGCGCCCCCGCCGCCGGCGCCUGAAGCUAAUCCUGAAAAGGGACUGACGUCAAGCCAGAAAAAUGAAAAAUCUAAAAAAAGGCAGUGGACCUUGGAUGAUUUUGACAUUGGUCGCCCACUGGGUAAAGGAAAGUUUGGUAAUGUUUAUUUGGCAAGAGAGAAAGAGAGCAAGUUUAUCUUAGCCCUGAAAGUGUUGUUUAAAGCCCAGCUGGAGAAGGCCGGGGUGGAACACCAGCUCCGGAGGGAAGUGGAGAUCCAGUCACACCUGCGGCACCCCAACAUCCUACGGCUCUACGGCUAUUUCCAAGACGCUACCCGCGUUUACCUGAUCCUGGAGUACGCGCCGCUGGGCACUGUCUACAGAGAACUGCAGAGGCUCUCCCGGUUUGAUGAGCAGAGAGCUGCCACUUAUAUCACCGAAUUGGCAAAUGCCCUGUCCUAUUGCCAUUCCAAGAGAGUUAUCCAUAGAGAUAUUAAGCCGGAGAACCUACUGCUUGGGUCAGCUGGAGAGCUGAAGAUUGCAGACUUCGGGUGGUCGGUACACGCACCGUCCUCCAGGAGGACCACUCUGUGUGGCACGCUGGACUACCUGCCCCCCGAGAUGAUUGAAGGCUGCAUGCAUGACGAGAAGGUGGACCUCUGGAGCCUGGGAGUCCUGUGCUAUGAGUUCUUGGUGGGGAAGCCUCCUUUCGAGGCCAGCACAUACCAGGAGACCUACAGACGCAUAUCACGGGUUGAAUUCACAUUCCCUGACUUUGUGACUGAGGGAGCGAGGGACCUCAUUUCCAGACUGCUGAAGCACAGCCCCAGCCAUAGGCCCACCCUGACGGAAGUUCUCGAGCACCCCUGGGUCACAGCCAAGUCAACGAAGCCCUCCAGCUGCCCAAACAAAGAGCCUGCUGGCAAGCAGUCAUAAUCCCACAGGGCAGGAACGGUUGAGCCAGGGCUUCUGUGGAGCCUGUGUGCCAGGAACACGCUCGGCGCUCCUGC
Ochotona princeps (American pika) is the source of this 1413-nucleotide messenger RNA. It is a transcript of the gene AURKA, whose product is annotated as aurora kinase A. The coding region runs from base 143 to 1339 and encodes 398 amino acids. Gene Ontology annotation, molecular function: protein kinase activity; ATP binding. Gene Ontology annotation, cellular component: chromosome passenger complex; spindle midzone; spindle microtubule. The record is from RefSeq and is a predicted model, not a curated record. The transcript is spliced from 9 exons. Gene Ontology annotation, biological process: mitotic spindle organization; protein phosphorylation; regulation of cytokinesis. NCBI's taxonomy places the organism in Eukaryota, Metazoa, Chordata, Mammalia, Lagomorpha, Ochotonidae.